Messenger RNA from Lytechinus pictus (painted urchin), 1017 nucleotides. Its product is annotated as methyl-CpG-binding domain protein 4-like. Lineage: Eukaryota; Metazoa; Echinodermata; Echinoidea; Temnopleuroida; Toxopneustidae. Gene Ontology annotation, biological process: base-excision repair. The coding region runs from base 52 to 687 and encodes 211 amino acids. The record is from RefSeq and is a predicted model, not a curated record. The transcript is spliced from 5 exons. Gene Ontology annotation, cellular component: nucleus. Gene Ontology annotation, molecular function: DNA binding; catalytic activity.
CCCCUUUAAGUUGAAUCUGAUGAAUCAAACUUUUCAGAUCAUCGUGCGUGUAUGCUCGACAUAGAGAUUUGUCACACCUCGACGUUUGCCCAAAGGACUGGGAACGCCUCUCGUCGUGUUCACCGGGUCCGCUCUUCACGUUCAGGCACAUCGACGGUGACGACCUCCGUUACGAGGAAGAGCCCUUACUUUAUGAGGAGCAGUGUCUUACAACCGUCAUCGAAUUCGAGUAAUUCAUCUACCACCUCCUCCACGCAGUGGACUCCGCCUCGAUCACCGUACAACCUGGUGCAAGAAAGCUUGUUCCAUGAUCCAUGGAAACAUCUCGUCGCUACCAUCUUCCUCAACAGAACCAAGGGAUCGAAAGCCAUCCCUGUUCUCUGGCGGUUCUUUGAAAAAUGGGACACAGCGGAAAAGACUCGAUCAGCUGACUGGCAACUGAUCGCUGAUCUGAUUCAACCACUGGGCCUUCAUGAAAAACGCGCCAAGAUGCUCAUUCGAUUCUCUGAUGCAUAUUUGACUAAAAGUUGGACGUACCCCAUUGAGUUACCCGGCAUUGGAAAAUAUGGCAACGAUUCCUAUAGAAUCUUCUGUGUCAAUGAAUGGAAAGAGGUCAAACCCCAGGAUCAUAUGCUUAACAAAUACCACGACUGGCUUUGGGAGAAUCAUGAAAGACUGGGAAUAUGAUUAAUGCCAACUUUUUAGUACCCGUUCAUAAUGUCGUUGAUGCAUGAUAUUUUCAUUAUUAACCUUUUUAUGCAUUACCUGUUAACUGAAAUAAUAUUACAAUAUUUUAUAAUGAUGCGUAUUGAAUUACACUGCGAAACCUUUAACCUCACUUAUGAUAUUUGCCCGUACAUUUUAUCCAUCUCUAAAUAAAUCUUGAUAGUGUAUCUACACAGUCCUGGUGAAAAAAAUAUGAAGAUUCAAUUUACUAGAAUUUAAGGCCCCAUUUCAUUAAAGGUCAAGUGUACCUCAGAAAUUUUUUGAUUUGAAUCAAUAGAGAAAAAUCAGACA